AUGAGUAUACAAGCUGGAGAAAUUCUUACAGAAUUUAUCUAUGCAUUAGGAACUGUUCAAGUUGAAAUACAAAGUCGUUUAGCACAAAAUGCAUGUUCGACUAAAGAUCAUUCAUUAAAAAAUAAAGAACAUGAUUUAUUACAAUCAACAAUGCGAAUGUUAUAUGGAAAAUUUUUUCGUUUAUUUGAAUGUAUUUAUAAUAAUCCAGAUGUUGAUGUUAAAAAUUUUCAUUAUGAACAUAUAUUUCGUCGUGUUUGGAUUUAUUGGAAAGAACCUGUAAAAAUGUUUAUUAAACAAUCGAAAGAUAAAAAUUUAUUAUUAAAAUCAAUGUGUCGAGUGGCAUUUUUCAAACGAUUAAAUAAUUAUCCAUAUGAUAUACAAAAUUUACCAAUUAGCUCAUCGUUAAAACAAUAUCUUGCUUAUGAUAAUCGAUUUUUUAUUGUACAGAGAAAAUUUUAG
Messenger RNA from Adineta steineri, 459 nucleotides. The record is from the annotation of a GenBank genome assembly. Lineage: Eukaryota; Metazoa; Rotifera; Eurotatoria; Adinetida; Adinetidae.